Messenger RNA from Sclerotinia sclerotiorum 1980 UF-70, 1356 nucleotides. RefSeq lists its product as hypothetical. Bases 1 to 1356 code for a protein of 451 amino acids. The record is from RefSeq and is a predicted model, not a curated record. Gene Ontology annotation, molecular function: rRNA binding. Gene Ontology annotation, biological process: ribosomal large subunit assembly; rRNA processing. Gene Ontology annotation, cellular component: preribosome, large subunit precursor. Lineage: Eukaryota; Fungi; Ascomycota; Leotiomycetes; Helotiales; Sclerotiniaceae. The transcript has 2 exons.
AUGGCACGAAGACGAACUAAGAAGCGCACUCAUGUCGGUGCCAAUAAUGGACCAGCUGGAGCAAAGUCAGCUCCUGCUAGUCAGACUUCACGAUCCCCGAAAAGCAUGGUGAUUCGAGCUGGAGCUGGAGAAGUUGGACCAAGUGUUAGUCAAUUGGUGAGGGAUGUUCGACGGAUGAUGGAACCAGAUACGGCAUCGAGAUUGAAGGAGAGAAGAGCAAACAGAUUGAGAGAUUACCUUACAAUGGCAGGCCCUUUGGGUGUCAGUCAUCUCAUGUUAUUCUCAAGGUCGGAGGCUGGAAAUACAAACAUGCGACUUGCUCUUACACCAAGAGGUCCAACAUUACAUUUCAAUGUAGAGAAAUAUUCUUUAUGUAAGGAUGUGAGAAAAGCAUUAAAACAUCCCAAGGGUGGUGGAAAAGAAUACACUACUCCUCCAUUGCUCGUUAUGAACAAUUUCAUAUCUCCUGCAUCAGAAUCGAGUUCCGACAAAAAGAUACCCAAACACCUCGAAUCGCUUACAACCACCAUCUUUCAAUCUCUUUUCCCACCAAUCUCUCCCAAUAUUACACCUCUAACAUCCAUCCGCAGAGUUAUGCUUCUCAAUCGAGAACCCACCAAAGAUGAAGAUGAUGGCGCCUAUACCAUCAACCUUCGUCACUAUGCAAUCACAACGAAGCGAAUAGGUCUUUCAAGACCAUUAAGACGAUUGAAUGCUGCAGAGAAAUAUUUACAAUCAAAAAAUCCAAGGAAAGGUUUGCCAAAUCUUGGAAAGUUGGAAGAUAUUGCCGACUAUAUGGUUGGAGAAGACGGUGCUGGAUAUAUGACGGAUGCUACAAGUGGAAGUGAGGUUGACACUGAUGCGGAAGUCGAGGUAGUUGAGACACGCACUCGCAAGAUACUCAAUAAACGCCAAAAGGAAAAGGCUCGUGAUGGACAAGCCAAGGGUGUCAAAAGUGGUGCUGAAAAACGGGCCAUCAAAUUGGUGGAAUUAGGACCAAGGAUGAAGCUAAGAAUGACAAAGGUCGAAGAAGGCGUAUGUGAUGGAAAGAUUAUGUGGCACGAAUAUAUUCAUAAAUCCAAGGAAGAAGUCAAAGAAAUGGACAAAGUCUGGGAGAAGAGAAGGCAAGAAAAGGCACUACGCAAGAAGAUACAAAAAGAGAAUGUUGAGAGAAAGAAGAAGGCUAAGGCUGGUAAUAAGAAGGGUGGCGAGGAUGAUGACGAAGAUGAUGAUGAGAUGGAUGUAGAUGAAUGGGAUAGUGAAGGUCUAGAAGGGGAUGGAGAGAUGGAGCUGAAUGAGGAGAUGGAGGAGAAAGGAGAAUGGGAAGACCAGGAAGAGGAGAUUGCUGCUGGUUGA